AUGUCAGGCGAACCAAAUCAAUUAUCAAACAUAACGCACAUUGCUGAUGGUGGAUUUCGACCAUUUACACUGCGGCAUGGGCAUGAUAAUGAUUGCAAGGACAAAGAAGCAAAGUUUAAUAGAUCAGCUUCUAAAUUACAUAAAGAAGGGAUUAUUCAUGGCGACUUACAUAGUAAAAAUAUUGUUAUUGAAAUUAUAAGCCAUUUAUCUCAGACCUUGGACUGA
Messenger RNA from Dentiscutata erythropus, 225 nucleotides. The record is from the annotation of a GenBank genome assembly. Lineage: Eukaryota; Fungi; Glomeromycota; Glomeromycetes; Diversisporales; Gigasporaceae.